Cottoperca gobio is the source of this 3520-nucleotide messenger RNA. RefSeq names its product BEN domain containing 4 (gene bend4). The record is from RefSeq and is a predicted model, not a curated record. Gene Ontology annotation, molecular function: DNA binding. Lineage: Eukaryota; Metazoa; Chordata; Actinopteri; Perciformes; Bovichtidae.
GGCGCACAAGUCCCGCCUGUAUUUCCCUCUGGAGGAGUCUCAGUGUCGGCGCUCCCGACUGGGGAUUGGAGCGGCGGCUUGUCAUUAAAUGAGCCCACCCUUCACACAGUGUGUAUGAGGGACACCGAGCCAGACAGUGACGGAUCUGAUCCUCCUGCCCGUCACACCAGCACGCCACAAUAUCAACCCGGAGCCAUCCGCCGCGCUGUGACACCUGGCCGGGAUGGAGGGAGAGAUGCAGCCCGCAGAUGAAGGGCCCUGCGCCCCGAAGAUGAGCCGACAGCAACGGGGUCCGUACAGCACACUGAAAACCUUCCAGAGCAAGCGCUCGGCGGGCAAGUCGCGCUUUGACAGGUCCGCUGUGGUCGAGGUGCCUCUGUUUGGCGACGGACAUCACUUCACUUUCCACCCCGAGCAGCCUCAUCAUUUCCAGCCGCACCAUCACCACCACCACCACCAGCGUCUGCAGCAGCUCCACCAAACCAGUGUCGCUAUCAGCAGCAGCAGCCAGCAGCAUCACCCGACGCCUCAGCAGCAGCAGCAGCAGCAGGAUCGUUUCCCAUGUGAGAGCAGGCCCAGCAGCAGAGUUCCGACAUCCACCUCAGCGGCAGCGGCAGCAUCUCCUGCUACCCAGCAGCGGCGCGUCAGCAGCGGCAGAGCGGAGCCCACAUCCUCUCCAGACUGCACCUACGGAAUCAGCUCAGAGAAUCGUCUCAUCCUGGAUGCCUUCGCCCAGCAGUGUAGCCGAGUCCUGAGCCUCCUCAACAACGGCCGUCUUCUGGAGCCCUCCUCCUCCUCUUCCUCCUCCUUCACCUCCAACAUCAAGCUGGAAGACGGAUCAGGGGAGGUGCACAGACUUCACUGCUCCUCGCUGGGGAAGUCCAAACCUGAAGAGAGCUCUUCCACCACAGACCCAGAAGAGGAGGCCCAACAAAGCCAUUUGAACCAACAACAGACCUCUGCUGUUCUCCGCAUCUUUACAGACUCCCUACAGAACUAUCUGCUCUCAGGGCCGCAGCAGCAGCAGCAGCAGCAGCAGCAGCAGCAGCAGCAGCAACAUCUGGCUGCAGGUCUGGAGGAUGAGCAGUGUCCGUCUGCGGAGCCCGGCUCAGGGGUGUCUCCUCCCAGACACAACCUGGGAGGCUGGGGCUCGCCGACUCCGUCAGAGUCGUACGGCCACCCGUCGUCCACGCUGCCCGAGGAGGAAGAGGAGGAGGAGAACUGCUGUCCACGCUGCCUGGAGUUGGAGCAGGAGGUGCUGUCUCUGCAGCAGGAGAACGAGGAGCUCCGCAACAAGCUGGAGAAUAUCCCAGUUCCCUGUCAAAACGCUCUCGACUACUUCAAGACUGUUCUUGAGUUUCACAACCAGCUGGUCCAGCCGAUGCCAGAGGAGCAUCUCACGGAGGAAGAAGAACGACAAACAGUCUUCGAGGGCAGUAAACAGCUGCUGGAGAACUACCCUCUCUACAUCUCUAAUAAGCAGUGGGACGAAGCCGUCAACUCCUCCAAGAAAGAUGGCAGGCGGCUGCUGCGCUACCUGAUUCGCUUCGUCUUCACCACGGACGAGCUCAAGUUCUCCUGCGGUUUGGGCAAAAGGAAACGUUCAGUCCACUCAGGAGAUCCAGGCCUGGAGAGACGACCGCUCAACCCCGUCAAAGUCAGCUGCCUCAGAGAGUUCAUCCGGAUGCACUGUUCCUCAAACCCAGACUGGUGGAUGCCGUCAGAGGAGCAGAUCAACAAAGUGUUCAGCGACGCCGUCGGUCACGCCCGUCAGGGCCGAGCGGUCGGGACGUUCCUGGGCAGCAGCGGCAGCAGCACCAGCAGCCUCUACAUGGACGGCUUCGAUGGACAUCUGUCGCAGGACGAACUGUAUCUGAAAGGCUGCCACAACGGCCAGUCGGACUGAAGUCAGGAGAAACUAAAGACAAAUGCCGGAAAUGUAGCUGUACAACAACAUAUCCCAAAACACUGACCUUAACCUGUCACUUUACCCAGUGAAGAAAACAUUCCAAGGAAGUCUAUGAAACAGAAUAUAACUACAGUCUCUCUGAAGCCGUUCCAAUAGUUUGUAGCUCUUUUGCCAUUUUUAUACCUAGAAUUUUGUUUAGUCGAAAUUAGACUCUUAAGGUGUUUUAAACUUUUAAGAUUUGAGUCUUCCAUUUGCUACUUUUUCUAUGGUUUGAUGUUUUGAGCAGUUCUGUCACUAUCUAUAGAACAGUUCUGUUUGUUUUGAUUUGUGUUUUUGGGAUGGAGUCCCACAAAUUUACCUUAAGGUUCAUCAGGAAGAUAUUUGUGUUAAUGUAACCCAAGUAAGAGACUUAUAUAUCCAUCAUUGACACCGCGUCCUUCAUCGCCUACGUCACUGAAAGUAGCAUUCAAUAUUUAUCCGCCAAAUUCUGCGUCAUUGGCGAAGCACCUUUACUUGCAACCCUUCGACGGGAGUGCCUCUGAGAAAGUCAUGUUGUGUUACCUGUAGUCUUGCACUUUGCAUCCCCGUUUGAUUUUAUUUGAAUGAAUCAAUUCUGAUUUGUCAAGUUUUAAAAGUGCAUUCAAAGUCUUUCCAAUGUGCUUAAAGUGCAGUUUCCUUUGGGUUGAAUUAGGUUUUGGUCAAGGAUGAUCUGUUUUUGAACUUCCUGUAGCAGUCUUAGUUAUGAACAGUUCAAUAACAAUCUGUAAAGGUUACAAGAUGUUUCCUAAAUUAGUUUGAAAUGCUGUAUACGGCAGCUCAAAUGCAGAUUUGCAACAAAAAAACAAACAGUGGAGGAAAAAAAAACGAGAAGACUGUAUUUGUUAUGCUAAUUUCUGCACUUUCUUUGCUCCGUCAUAGAUUAUUUUAUUCACCCCGACGCAAAAAGUAUUCAACUGCAAGGUCAAAUUAAUUGCAUUUCACGUUUUCAUCAGUGAGGAGACUUUUUAACUCGGGAUGAAUGAAUGUUGCCAUCUAAUAAUGCCUUAAACUUAAACCUCCACAGUAUUAAGUGUUGAUGAUUCGUGUGUCAUAUAAUCACAAUGUGUGUUGUUACUGUCUUCUUCACAAUGAGAGAAAAAUAUCCAUUUCUAAAUAACGAUCUGUCGAAAAGAAACGAGCACUUAUUUUGUUAUUUGCACUUUUGAACGUGUCUCGUCCUUGGACAUCAUUUAGCCAUUCGACUUUGUAUUUAUUUUAUUUGGUACUCAAUAACUUCAUGACACAAUGUUUUCUACGUUUUGAAUGUACCAGAUUUAUUAGGUCAGUUUGCCACGUCGACAGUGCUGUGUAAAUGUGUAAUAUAAAGUACAGUAUUGUGUGAGGUGUUCUUGAAAUACCACGUCUCUCUCUUAAGAAGCCAAGUAGAAAAGUGCCACAGAAACCUCCAACCUGUUGGAUUCUGUCGUUGUGUUGCUGUUCUGAAUGUGAGCGUUUCUUUGUAUUUACUCCCUCAAAGUGGCUGUUAUCAACACUGUGAAACAUCAAUAGGAUUUUUACAAAUCGAAUUGCUUCUGUUGUUUUUUAUUUAUAAUAAAUGAAAUAAGCACUGAA